GUCUCUUACGCAGCAGCGGAGCAGCGCGGAACGCUCGCGGAUACUGUGAGAGAAACACCCCCAAAAACAAUAAAUGCUAACGACAAACCAAGUGAGCGUUUAGCCUGUCGGGAAGGACACUCGCUGGCCGUCUCUACUCACUAUAUUAAUCUCCUGCAGCUGCUCGGUGACCAGCCAUAUUCCGCACUCGGUGACAGAUAGAUGAACAUAGCAAUGCCUGAAAAACAUGGCCCACAAAGAAGAUAAUGACGGGAAAGGGAGCUCCCACUGCACUGAACUGCACGCCAGCAUCCCUCGAACACGCCUGCCCAUUGUGUACCACCCAGACUACAACAUCACCUUCAUGGGCCUUGAAAAGCUCCAUCCGUUUGAUGCGGGGAAGUGGGGGAAAGUCAUUCACUUCUUGAAAGAGGAGCAGUUCGUCACCGACGGGAACAUCGUGGAAGCCCGUGAGGCGACUGAGGAGGAUCUGCUGGUGGUUCAUACCAAACGCUACCUCAACAGAUUAAAGUGGUCUCUGGCGGUGGCAACGAUCACAGAAAUCCCACCUCUGAUGUGUCUGCCUAAUUUUCUGGUGCAGCGGAAAGUGUUGAGGCCUUUGCGGACACAGACUGGAGGAACAAUAAUGGCCGCAAAACUGGCUGUCGACCGAGGAUGGGCUGUAAAUGUAGGAGGAGGCUUCCACCACUGCUCCAGCGACAGAGGAGGGGGCUUUUGUGCCUACGCCGACAUCACUCUGGCCAUCAAGUUUCUGUUCGAGAGAGUGGAAGGCAUCUCAAGGGCUACCAUCAUCGAUCUGGAUGCUCAUCAGGGAAAUGGACACGAGCGCGAUUUCUUGGACGACGGGCGAGUGUACAUCAUGGAUGUGUAUAAUCGCUACAUAUAUCCUGGGGACGGGUAUGCCAAAAGAGCCAUAAACAGGAAGGUGGAGCUGGACUGGGGCACCGAGGAUUCCGAGUACCUCCAGAAAGUAGAGCUCCACACCGAGGGGGCGCUGAACGAGGUCCACCCCGACAUCCUCGUCUACAACGCGGGGACGGACAUCUUGGAUGGGGACCCCCUCGGAGGACUCUCCAUAUCACCACAGGGCAUCGUGAAGAGAGACGAGAUCUUGUUCAGGGCUGCGAGGCGACGGGGCAUCCCCAUACUCAUGGUGACGUCAGGGGGGUACCAGAAGAAAACCGCCCGCAUCAUCGCCGACUCCAUCCUCAACUUGCACCGACAGGGCCUGAUUGGAGCAGAGGCCCUGGAGGGGGAGGAGUCAUCAUCAUCGCUGGUGACCUGCUUGAUGCGCGCCUCUGGAUCCGUUGGCUCGACAUCCACUGCUGUCUAAGACGGCUGUGACAUUUAAAAGGCACUCAAGUAACUUUAGCUUGAGCAGUUUUGUGUUUAUUUGAGAGUUGUGAAAGGGGGGGGGGAAUUACCCAGCGCUUGUUUGCACAUUUACACUAACAAAAGCCUUGGUAACUGUCUCCAUUUUGUAUGUAUAUCUUGGGAAUCACACAAAGGGAAUAAUGCUUCUAAAGACAAGACUAAAGAUCCUACUGAAACAAUAGCGCUCUCCCGAUUACAGCCAAAUUCACGAGUUCCCGUACGGAACAAAAAGAGAUGUUUUCAUCAGUUGGAGAAGGAUGAAUUUUAUGUUUAAUGGAUGUUCGGGCAGCGUUUUAGGCAAGUAUUCUGUCAUCUCAGGAAAUGUAAUAAUGUCAUUUGUGAAGGAUGUUCUUACAGAUACAUGGGAAAGCAUGUUAAUUCUCCUCAUAUUCUCAGUUAAUGAAGCUAAGAGGUGAAACACAAAAUGAUCGCACAUGAAAACUAAUCUGAUAGUGAUAUUUAAUGCGCUUCCAGAAGAUGUCUUCUUCAUUCCUCAUUGGUGUCUUGCUUUAUAACUUCAAGUGUAAAUUGGUGUUUUUCCUCUUGAUGAUAUUAUAAUCAUAAUAGAGUUAACAGUGUGUCAUAAAUCGGUUCAGCUAAUGAUGCGUUUUUGUGCUUGAAUCCACUCGUGUUUUCAUGUUUAAAGGGAUUCCAAUGAGAUUUGUUUUUCCGAAAGGUACUUAAGUGUUUUGUCACUUAAGUGUGAUCAAAUUUGAAAAUCUGAAAUGUGACUUUGAUCUGCAGACUGGAGUGCUCAAAGUCCAAACACGUGAACGUGUUCAGUAGAUAAUGAGCCGGCCUGUACAGUGGAGUUUUACUUCUCAUUGCUUUGCCAAAGUCAGACUAAUAAUGUUUACACACACAGCAAGUCGUGUUAAAGAAGACUAAAUAGAUCUUUUUAAAAAAAUGUUGGCUCAAUAUGAUUAUUGCACUAAGCCGUUUUAGUUUAGAAUCCUACCAAAACAUUUGUACAUGUUUUAAUUGAAUUAAGAUAUUAGCGCAAUUCAUGUUGCCUUUGUUUCAGAACUGAAAGUACUGUUAAUUUAAUGAGUAUUCUUGUCCUGGAUGUUAUUGGUUUUGGUUAUUGUUUUUGCUCAUAAGAUACAUACAUUCCUACAUAGCUACCCAUGGAUGCAUCCAUGAAACAGAGCAAUAGGAUAAUGACAACAAACAAGAUUGUUGUAACUUCCAGAAAUAUCUCUGAAAGUGCCAUAGUGGAGGAUCUGGCAGCUUCUAGCAGUGAGGUUGCAGAUUGCAACCAAAUGAAACGAGAAUAAAAAUGU
Messenger RNA from Cyclopterus lumpus (lumpfish), 2657 nucleotides. It is a transcript of the gene hdac11, whose product is annotated as histone deacetylase 11. Lineage: Eukaryota; Metazoa; Chordata; Actinopteri; Perciformes; Cyclopteridae. The transcript has 11 exons. Gene Ontology annotation, molecular function: histone deacetylase activity. The record is from RefSeq and is a predicted model, not a curated record. Bases 227 to 1333 code for a protein of 368 amino acids.